CCGGUGGGCUGAAUGUUAAUUACAAGCUGUUAGUUUAAAACCAGGACAGGUGAGGUUUUAGAAAGAUUAUAUGGCAUAGUUUACUGCAUAUUUCUCUGCAAGAAUGAAUUUCGUCCUGAGCCUUUGUUAGUGGGGCUUUUAAAAGUACAGAAAACGAAGCCACAAUUUGGCUAGCAUGUGAGAUCUAAUAGAAGUUCAGGGGGAAGGAGUGCAGGUCCUAGAAAGUGGGACUGCAGGCUCUAAUUGGUUUUAAUAUCUCAGAGACUCUAAGACUUUCUUCACAACCGAUACAAGUUGAUCCUGUAAGCACAAAUAGAGGGUUACAGAAGUGGGUGAUAUUCAAAGAAAAACCCACGGUGUAUUGAUCUCUUUAGUGGCUAGAGGGAAACUGACAAGUGGAGGACCCACAUUUUCUACUAUUCUGUCUUUGGUGCUGAUGACUGACUAGAACUUUGAAGCCCUGUCGGCUGAGAUGGAAGGAAAUAAGUAUAAGACUGACUCAAUGCUGGAAUGGACUGUCGUCUCAACUAGUGAAAUAGAUGCUGGGAGUCCAGGAAAAAAGGAUAAAGAAGCAAACAGUAAAAAAUUGCACAAAGGACAUCAGAGCCCUCUUCUGCUUUCUUUUUCAAGUCUAAGUUCUCCACAAGUGCCCCCAACCCCAUUCCACACCCCAGGGAAGAUCAGUGAGCUUCACACCUCAUUGGCUAUUGUGUUUUCCAAGGGGACGCCCCAGCCGGACUCCAGUGGAUAUACCAACGAGGGGACGCCCCAGCCGGACUCCAGUGGAUAUACCAACGAGGGGACGCCCCAGCCGGACUCCAGUGAAGAUAACCCCGAGGGGACUCCCCAGCCGGACUCCAGUGAAGAUAACCCCGAGGGGACGCCCCAGCCGGACUCCAGUGAAGAUAACCCCAAGGGGACGCCCCAGCCGGACCCUAGUGAAGAUAUCCCCGAGGGGACGUCCCUGAAACUCUCCAGUGAAGAUAUCCGGGAGGUGACACCCAAGCGACUCUUCAGUCAAAAUACUCCCGAGGGGACGCCCCAGGGGCACUCCAAUGAAGGUACCCCCGAGGGGACGCCCCAGCGGAACUCCAGUGAAAAUACACCCCCUAAAAGCGGGUUUAGAGAUAGUCUUCCGGGGACGCCAAAUAUCUCCCUAGAACACAGUCCUGUGACCAGAAGUUUACUUAAAAUCUCUAGGACCCAAAGAGAAGCCUCGAACAACUUGCAACUUUUUGAUACUCCACGCACCCCCAAGGUACCUACAAAAAGUUCUAAGCUCUCUCGAUUUGCAACUGCCAAAAGCUUAUCCCAGUCUUCAGCAAAACAGUUCAAUGUGAAUCCCUUCACUCCAGAAUCCUACAGGAGGAUGGUCUCUCAAUCCAGUGGCAAAAGGAAAACAAGAGAAGAUCCUGAGGAAUCUGGCCCCUCUGGAGACAAGGAAGAUGAAGGGCUGCCUGCCAAGAGACAUGUCACAGGAGAGAGGACAAGUUCCCGCUAUGAAAAAGAAUUCCUGGAGUUAGAAAAAAUUGGGGUAGGAGCAUUUGGCUCAGUCUACAAGUGCAUCAAGAGGUUGGAUGGAUAUAUUUAUGCUAUUAAAUGCUCAACAAGACGUUUGGGAGGAUCUGUAAAUGAAAACUCAGCUUUGCGAGAAGUUUAUGCACAUGCAGUGCUUGGACAGCAUCCCCAUGUCGUUCGUUACUAUUCUGCAUGGGCAGAGGAUGACCAUAUGAUCAUUCAGAAUGAGUACUGCAAUGGUGGGAGCUUGCAAGCUGCUGUGUCUGAAAAUGAGAGACUUGGUCGUUUCUUCGAAGAGCCAGAACUCAAGAAUAUGCUCCUGCAAAUCUCCUUGGGACUGAAGUAUAUCCAUCAAUCAGGCCUAGUGCACCUGGACAUCAAGCCCAGUAACAUCUUCAUCUGUAGAAAAGACGAGGAUGAUGUCCAAUGUGUCCUAGAAGAAGGGGAUAAUGAAGAUGACUGGUUCUUUUCUGCUAAUGUGAUAUAUAAAAUUGGUGAUCUGGGCCUUGUGACUUCAAUCCAGAACCCCCAAGUAGAGGAAGGAGAUAGUCGCUUCUUGGCCAAUGAGAUUUUACAAGAGGAUUAUAGAUACCUUCCCAAAGGAGAUGUGUUUGCCCUUGGAUUGACAAUGGCUGUGGCAGCAGGGGCAAAGUCAUUACCCACCAAUGAUGAGCUUUGGCAUCAUAUCCGUCAGGGUAACCUUCCAGAUCUCCCGCAGGAACUCUCUGAAGACUUUUACAACUUACUUAAGUGUAUGAUUCAUCCUAAACCAGAAGAGAGACCUACAGCAGCGUCUUUGACUAGGAACACAAUCCUCAGACCUUCUUUGAGUAUAACUGCAAAGCUUCAGAAGGAACUGGAUAGAGAAAAGUUUAAGACAGCUGAGUUAGAGAGGGAACUAAAAGAAGUUCAACAUGCCCAGAGCCAUCUAGAAGAUACCAGCCAAAACUCUCCUGGAUCCCUGGGGCACAUUGCAGAACCUGGGUCAAGUAGCUCCAGUAGAUUAGUGGGAAGGAAAACCAGAAGGUCACAGAGUUUCACUUUUGGGAAAUCUGAUUUCUCUUCCAUAUAACCCCUGGAAAACUCCAUUUUAUGACAGCUAGUCCAAUUUUCAGGGUAUGGUUUUAGAAACAUUUGGUGGCUUUUUCAACCUUGAUCUUGACACCAAUUACAGCUGCUAUAAAAUGGAAAAUUGACCAAUAGGAACGACUACAACUUCCCACAACAAUUUUUUUUCUGGGCUUUGUAUCCUGGGUCCUGGCUUUCCCCUAAAAGUAUAUAUUGACUUUUCAAUUGGAUAUAGUCUUGAAAAAAUAAUACUAAUUGGUAGGCAUUUCUCUCUGCCUACCUGUAUACCCCUAAACUCCACCAUUCACAUUUGAGCAUAGAUACAAAAUUUUCUGGAUUCUAAGGGAUUGAUGAAAUGGUAAGAUCUUCAAGUGACUUUUCCAGACUGUGAGAUAGUUGUAUCACUUCCAAAAGGAUCCUCAGAAGAUAUUUUUCUUGGAGGGAAAUGUGAUCUUUGCCUCAACUUUGGAAAUAAGUCUAAUAGGCUUUAGUAAUGCUAUUUCCAACAGAGAAUUCCUAGAUUUGGAACUAGUGAUUCUUCUAAUAUAUUUUCUGGAGGAAGAGAAUAUUCUUUGUUCUUCCUAUAAUGACAUGCAUAGCCUGGCCAUUAAUUUCAAUGGGAAGUUGUUUUCGCAAAUAGGAAUACUUAUAAGGUUGCCAACAAGCUAUGAUGAAACAUUGAAAGAAGAAUCUGAUUUUGUUGUCUUCUUACUCUUUUCCUUCUGUUGAAUGUCUGACUUUAAUUCCUAUCCCCCUAGGAAUCACUAGUUUCUUUUGGUUUUAAAAUUUUAAUUUGGCUUUGUUCCUAGUGAUUUUUAAAGACAUUAAUUUUAUUAAAGUCCUUCCCCUUUC
This is a messenger RNA of Monodelphis domestica (gray short-tailed opossum), 3438 nucleotides long. RefSeq names its product WEE2 oocyte meiosis inhibiting kinase (gene WEE2). Gene Ontology annotation, molecular function: ATP binding; protein tyrosine kinase activity. Lineage: Eukaryota; Metazoa; Chordata; Mammalia; Didelphimorphia; Didelphidae. Gene Ontology annotation, cellular component: nucleus; cytoplasm. Gene Ontology annotation, biological process: protein phosphorylation; regulation of meiosis I. The record is from RefSeq and is a predicted model, not a curated record.